AUUCCUGGAUGAUGAGAUCAAAUGACUGCAAACUGUCAUUGCCUCUACAGAGAAGAACAAACUCUAGCCAGUUACAUACUAACUUGACUGAAAUCAUGGCACAAUUCUACUCUGCUGCAUUAGUCCAGCUGUUGUGGACCAUGGUUGUGCUAUUCAAAGUGACUGUGUCAGUGGAGCAUGCACCUAUGAUGCUUUGGUCAAAUUGGAGAUUACAGUGGAAUCCAGACAGGCCUUUGCAUGCAGGACACAUUGUCUCAACACAGGAGCUGGCUGUACUCUUGCAACCUGUUUUUAGCCAAAAUUCCAAAAACCUAGUCUUGUUUGUUCAAGAUACGCUAAGCAUAGAUGAUUUCACGUACUACAGCGAAGCCUAUGGUAACAAGAAGCCAUUUCAAAAUGUUCAGGAAAUUCUUCAGUCUGCUGCUUCAUCUUUAGUUUUGCCCGCUGUUGACUGCAAGGCUACCAGAUACCUUUUGAGCUUUCUUCAGGAGUCGGAAGAUUGGAAGUUAACAAACGUAGCUAAUCUUGAUGUUUCUCAGCUAGAAGUGAACACUUCUAAACCAAACUUAUUUGUGGUACAGCUACAACCGUUUCUCAGUAAAUUAAAUGAUGUUUCCACCCUGGAAGCAAUUGCUGAAAAUGAUAAAAUAAUUGGAAGACUGAUCAUGGGUCUACAGGAACGAGGGAUUCAUUUUUCAGUAAUUUAUACUGCAAUGAGACCUUCAAGGAUUUCCAGAAGAACUGAGGUGGCAUGGGAUUUAAGAAGACGGUUAAUGGCCAUUGAAGAGGAAGACAGUUUAUCGUAUCCUCCACUGAAUGUGACCAAUGGAAAUUACACAUGCAUCCUUUUUUAUGCUAAUAAUUUCAGCCUCAAAGCCAAUGAUUCACUUUCUAUAGAUUUGACAAAUAUAACGUUUGUAACCCAGGACGUGGACAUUUCCUCCUCUGAGUGCUCAGACAUCAACACAACACUGUCAUUAAAGUACACAAAGCCAGUGAGUGGAAUCAACAGCCUGGAGAUAAGAUUUUUGAUGACCAACAUGUUCUAUGGAGGCUCCGCUAGAAACUGGUCCACUUUAGAGUCAGUUGAGAUUGUACAGGAUGACGAAAAGUUUGCUAAGUUUAAUGUUUCUGUCAUCUCUGCUCCUGCAGAGUAUUCAUUUCAUUGUCAGCUGGUGGGAACAAGCAAUCUCUAUCCUGCAAAGCUGAUUCCAUCCAACAAUGAAGCAAAAAACUGGGAUGUUUUCAUUUCCAGGUUCCAAAUUCAAGGCUUCAACAUUGAAAACAGCCAAUUUUCCUAUGCAAGCGACUGUACAAGUUUCUUCAGUCCUGGAAUAUGGAUGGGCUUGGUGACAUCUGUGGUUCUGCUGUGGAUCCUCGCCUAUGGAGUCCACAUGAUCAUGCAGCUCACAACAAACAGUAGAUUUGACGAUCCCAAAGGUCCAGCUCUGUCAGUUCCUCAGACAGAAUAGCAGCGAAAUGCCUUCUUCAGCUUUUCCUGGUCUGAUAUUUAGUUUUAUAAAGCUUUCUACUUUAUAAUAAAUGUAACCUAAAGAGAUACCAUAGCAGAAAGGGAUAAUUAAACUAGAUAAAAAAGAAUCCUUUUGCUUGGAAACAAUAAUAGUUCUAUGUGCUAUUACCUCAGUUUGUUAAUAGUUAUCUUUGAUAAAACUCUGAGGUGAGACCCUAGAAGUUAUUACUCUAUCCAGCUACGAGAAAGACCAGUAAGAACUUCUAACAGAUUAAAUAUUAUUGGCAAAGAAAGGAUAUCACAACAGAGAUACCCUGGAAGGAUUUAUAAAUUAUUUAUUCAGUAAGACACUAUAUAUAUAUUGAAACCACUGAAGUCUCUUUAAGUGGUCUUCAAUAAGCAUAGCAUGUUAAUGCCACAACUUAAGAAACCUGAGCCGCCUUGUCAGUUUUUUUCCUGAGAAAACCAUUCAGAAGUUCAGAGAACUAAUAAAAGUACAAGUCACUAAACCAAUUGAUCUUGGGAAGUUUUUUCAAAAUACAUCACAUUAUUCAAAUAUGGUAUCACAAAUGAGAAAGGGUAAACUAAGGCUCAUCUUCCCUCUAAAGUCAUCUUAUGCCUCUAAGAAUUAUGCUGAGUACACUGACUAAUAUGUUUUGUUUUAGCCACGGGCAGCUGAUGGAGUUACUAAUCAAGACAGGUCCCUGACCAAACUGGCCACAAAGUUGUAUUUAACAUCAUGAUAAUUAAUGCAACUGUUGAAGCUCAUAACCAGUUCCAGGGCAGACAGUACCUUAAAAGAGAUAAGGUAAUGUUCAUAAUAUUCCUCCUUUUCUGGGUAUCUUUGGGGUAGUUUUGAAGUUAGUACAAAAAAACCCUCUGUGUGUGUGUAUGUAUCUAUGAAUAUGUGAGUGUUUGUGUAUUUAUGUAUAUAUACUUACAUAUAAAGUCAUUACGAAAAAUAUUGUGCUAAUGUGCUGAUAAAAUCUGAGCGUGUUUAUGGUGAUCCUGGUGAUUUCAGAAGCCUGAACACAUUCAGGCUGAGUUUGUACUGAAUUUUUUGGCAAUUUAAUAAAGACACCACAUCCUCUCAUCGGGCAAUCUGAAUACAGAGUGAUUUACUAAAUAUUAUGAAAAACUAUUUGCUGUCACAGAGAAUUAAGUGUUUGAGUCAAUGUCUGUCUAACAUGUUUUCAAGUCAUAUUUUGGUUAAAAUUAAUGGUUUUUUGAUUCUUGUCAUGUUGAUUUUUGAUUUAGAAAAAAAUGGGAAAUUAUUUUCAAUGACUAUUAUUAUU
Messenger RNA from Struthio camelus australis, 2766 nucleotides. Its product is annotated as V-type proton ATPase subunit S1. The record is from RefSeq and is a predicted model, not a curated record. NCBI's taxonomy places the organism in Eukaryota, Metazoa, Chordata, Aves, Struthioniformes, Struthionidae.